Molecule: messenger RNA, 237 nt
Organism: Entrophospora sp. SA101
Lineage: Eukaryota; Fungi; Glomeromycota; Glomeromycetes; Entrophosporales; Entrophosporaceae
Source: the annotation of a GenBank genome assembly
AUGAGGGAAAACCCAAACGAAGAAUUUGGAUCCAGAAUUAAAAUUAUUAGAUUCGGCGAGUGGGAAAUGGAUACUUGGUUUGCUUCACCAUACCCUGAAGAACAUACAUUCAAUCCUUCUCUGCGAGUAAGAUUAAAUCGAAGUAAUGAAGAUAAUAACGUUAAGAAAAUUGGAAGAAAACCAGGCGCAAAAACAGAGGAUAAAAAUAGUUAUAAUCCAGUAAGCUGGAAGAGUUAG